AUGCCACCAAAGCGCCGAAGUGUAGCUUCAUCGUCCACACCUGGCCGGGCCCAAGCAAAAAAAGCGCGAAUCUCUAAGCUUGCUAAAGAGAAUGAUAUCACCACAGAGGAGGAGGCCGAGAUAAAAGAAGCAUUUCGUCUUUUUGCUAUAAGAGAACUUGCUGAGGAUCUUGAAGAGUUCUCCUCAGAAAAGGAAGGCGUGAUUAGGACGGCCGAUGUGCGCCGGGCGCUGGUGGCGCUUGGUUUACCAACUACCUCCCAAUCCGAGCUUAAUUCCAUACUUUCUGCUGUCGACCCUUCACGUACCGGCUACGUUUGCUACGAACCCUUCCUCUCAGUCUGUGCGCUCAAACUACACUCGCGUACCGACGAUUCUAUAUCAGAGGAAGUAAGUCAUGCGUAUCAGCUUUUUACACAUGGCACAGACGGGCCUAUCUUGUUAUCACACUUGAGACGUGUUGCGAAAGAGCUCAAAGAGGAUGUCAGUGAGGAGUUGCUGCGCGAUAUGGUUAGGGAAGCAAAUGGCGGAGAAGGAUUACAUGCAGGUGUUAAUCUUGAACAGUUCAGAGAUGUCAUGAGACGUGCAGGGGUAUUUUAG
Ophidiomyces ophidiicola is the source of this 597-nucleotide messenger RNA. RefSeq lists its product as uncharacterized. The transcript has 3 exons. The coding region runs from base 1 to 597 and encodes 198 amino acids. The record is from RefSeq and is a predicted model, not a curated record. Lineage: Eukaryota; Fungi; Ascomycota; Eurotiomycetes; Onygenales; Onygenaceae.